GCAGGUCAACAUCUUUAGCCAUUGCACCAACGGAAACUUCCCCGCAAAAGCUUGGAACCCAGCCUGGCACAUCAACAACCACCAUCACUUGACAAGCAUUGAUCCACGAAAUGGCGGACAACCUUAGGAUAGCAAUCAUAGGCGCUGGGAUGGGCGGCCUUGCUACAGCUUUAUCUCUUGCAAAAGCCGGCCACAAAAACAUCACAGUGUACGAGCAUGCCUCAAACCUUGGCUUCGUGGGGGCAGGCAUCCAGCUAGCACCCAACAUGGCUAUCAUUCUUGAUAAGAUGGGCGUCUGGAAGCAAAUAGCUGCCGAAGCCGUGCAAUGCGCAAACACAUCCAUCCGCGACGGCGCCUCAAACAACGAGCUGGGAUAUGUCGAUCUAGGCUACGUCCAGGAGAAGUACAACUACCCGCACAUGGUCGGACAUCGUGCCUCGCUGGCAAGCGGUCUGUAUGAUGGCUGUCAGAAGGAGAGUGGAAUCACCUUCAAGUUCGGCAGCACGAUCACAAAUGCGCGUUUCGGCGCCAAGCCCUCGUUCCAGGUGACCAACAACAAGACUGGUGAGAAGGAAGACGUCGAAUGUGACAUCCUACUCGGCUGUGACGGUGUGAAGAGCAACACCCGCGUUGCCAUGCUGGACGGGCUGGGCGAGACAGCAACGGUCAAGGACUCGGGCCAGGCUGCGUAUCGCAUCAUGCUCACCCGCGAGCAGAUGGCGCCGUACCCCGAGCUAAUCAAGCUGAUUGAUAGCGAUACGGUAACGCGCUGGAUUGGAGAAAAGAAACAUAUCAUCGCAUACUCCAUCCACAAUAAGCAGAUCUACAACUUGUCGACUGCACAGCCAGACGUCAAUUUUGCCGGCGCACCAGAUGCGCAGUACACGACCAGGGGUAGCAAGAGCGCUAUGCUGGAAGUGUACAAGGAUUUCUGUCCCAUGAUCCAGGACAUGCUGAAUUUGGUUCCGGAAGGCGAAGUCGUUGAAUGGAAACUGCGAGUUCACGAUCCACUUCCCACAUGGGUCAGCGGCAGCAUGGCCUUGGUCGGCGAUGCCUGUCAUCCCACGCUACCGCACAUGGCGCAAGGCGCGGCACAAGCGAUUGAAGACGGCGCCGUGCUUGGUGUCGUACUUGAGCCAUCAAGACUUGGAGACGCAGACCCGGAGACGAUCAACAAGGCGCUGAAGCUGUACGAGAAACUGAGGAAGCCGAGAGCCGAGGCGUUGGUUGAGCUUGCUGCUGAAAGUGGGCGUAACAUGCAUCUCGGUGCCGGCAAGGCGAAGGAGGAACGGGACAAGCAGUUCGCUGCACUUAAGCUGGGAGGUGGCAAGGUUCCGGACAAGUGGGCAGACGCAGACGUCCAAGCCAUGGUGUACGGAACCAAUGUGGUAAAACAGGCAGAAGAAUUGUGUCAGACGGAGGGUCUGGUGGCAAGCUCUCACGUUGCGGAAUAAACGGUGGGCUAAGGUAUGAGCCAAGUUUUCCACCACGCAACAGCAAAGUAGGAGUAACAUAAAAAAACUCUAUUAAACACUUAUUUACCUACAAUGUAGUAAUACGUCACUAAAUAUUGGCUUUAGGUAUUACAAUAGCUACAACUUCUAUGUUGGAAAUGAUUUACUUGGAGGUCGCUUAUCCAC
This is a messenger RNA of Boeremia exigua, 1640 nucleotides long. RefSeq lists its product as uncharacterized. Gene Ontology annotation, biological process: secondary metabolite biosynthetic process. Bases 111 to 1454 code for a protein of 447 amino acids. The transcript has a single exon. Gene Ontology annotation, molecular function: FAD binding; monooxygenase activity. Lineage: Eukaryota; Fungi; Ascomycota; Dothideomycetes; Pleosporales; Didymellaceae. The record is from RefSeq and is a predicted model, not a curated record.